AUGUGCCAGCCCCAGCCCCUGCUGCUCCUGCUUUCCUGCCCAUGGGCCAAUGCCAGUGCUCUACAGGGUCAGACUGUGGGGGGCCACGAGGUUCUGCUCCUCUCCCACCCUUACAUGGCAUACCUGAAGGUAGAGAUGUUAGCCUGCGGAGGCUUCCUGGUGGCCCCUGACUGGGUGAUGACAGCCGCACACUGCAUGGGGAAUGCCACAGUCAUUGUGGGGGCUCACAACAUCCACAAGCCAGAAACAACACAGCAGAUCCGGGGAGUUCUCGGAUACCACCAGCACUCUGAAUAUGACCCCAACACCAUGUCUAACGCCAUCAUGCUGCUCAAGCUGACAGCAAAGGCCACUCUCAAUGACUAUGUCAAGGCCAUUCCACUGCCCAAGAUUGGCAGCGACCUCCCCACAGGCACCAAGUGCAGCAUAGCCAGGUGGGGCCUGAUUGAUGAUGACCAGGUGACCAACAAGCUCUUUGAAACCAAAGUCUCCAUCUACCACCGCAGGAAAUGCAUCCACUUCUAUCCGCAUCUCAACACCAGCAUGGUCUGUGCCGGCAGCUUCUGUGAGCUCAGGGAUUCCAGCCAGGGAAAUUCUGGCGGGCCCCCGGUAUGCAAUAAGGUGGCACAAGGCAUCGUUUCCUUUGGGUACAACUCCCCACCCAGAGUCUACACCCGCAUCUCCAACCACCUGCCCUGGAUCAAAAAAACCCUGAAGAAGUAG
This is a messenger RNA of Aptenodytes forsteri (emperor penguin), 723 nucleotides long. RefSeq names its product cathepsin G-like. Bases 1 to 723 code for a protein of 240 amino acids. The record is from RefSeq and is a predicted model, not a curated record. Lineage: Eukaryota; Metazoa; Chordata; Aves; Sphenisciformes; Spheniscidae. Gene Ontology annotation, biological process: proteolysis. The transcript has 5 exons. Gene Ontology annotation, molecular function: serine-type endopeptidase activity.